CCAGCAGGGCUCUUCAAACGUGUCCCCACAGGAGGGGUGGCCUUGGCAGGACACCGCAGGCCAGGGAGUGCCUGGGAAAAUGCCCUGGGGCGUGCCGGAGCGAUGCCGGGAAAGCCUGAAGGCAGCCAAGAGGUCAGGAACGGUUGCUGGCUGACCCGUGCCUGGGACAGGGUGUGAGCCCAGUGCCAGCCCCUCGUUGCCCUGGUCUCGCUGCUGGGUUUGCAGUGCCCGAAGCCACCCGUGCAGGGGACAAAGCAUCACCUGGCAUUGCUCGCAGAGGGAUCCGUUGAUGUCGGUGCAGGAUUUGACCCACCUUUAUUGUUCAAGCCGAGCGUGUGUGUGCCUGUUCGCAGACAAGAGCCUCUACGGGACGUGUUUGCCAGACUCGCCCAGUCACUGAGCACUGAACAAACUACCCUUCCCCUCCCCAAACACACUCGGCACUGCGGACAAAACCUGGCCAGGCAGGAGGGCUGCGACGACACAGCUGGGGAAGAGCUGCCCUGCACCCAAAGCUGCCCGGAUCCAGCAGCUUCCCACCGGGCAGCCCCAGGACACCUCACCUUGCCACACAGCCUUCCCGGAUGAGCAGACCCUGAAUGCCCAUGUGCCGUCUCCUCUGCAGCCGUGCCCUGCGCUUGGCAUUUCCCACCCUGCCGGUGAGCAGGGAAGGAACCUGAGCCGCCUCCAGGUUGAGUGAUUUUGGCCUCCGACAGGUGCCAUGGAUUGGAAAACAUUGCAGGCGCUGCUCAGUGGGGUCAACAAGUAUUCCACAGCCUUCGGACGAAUCUGGCUCUCCGUGGUCUUCGUCUUCCGUGUGCUCGUUUACGUGGUGGCAGCCGAGCGCGUGUGGGGAGAUGAGCAGAAGGACUUUGACUGCAACACGCGGCAGCCGGGCUGCACCAAUGUUUGCUACGACCACUUCUUCCCCAUCUCUCACAUCCGCCUGUGGGCUCUGCAGCUCAUCUUUGUCACUUGCCCUUCCCUCCUGGUCAUCAUGCACGUGGCCUACCGGGAGGACCGUGAGAAGAAGAAUCGGGAGAAGAAUGGGGAGGAUUGCCCCAAGCUCUAUAGCAACACGGGCAAGAAGCAUGGUGGGCUCUGGUGGACCUACUUGCUCAGCCUCUUCUUCAAGCUUAUCAUAGAGAUCCUGUUCCUCUACCUCCUCCACAAGAUGUGGGACAGCUUCGACUUGCCACGGCUUGUCAAGUGCUCCAAUGUGGAGCCCUGCCCCAACACGGUGGACUGCUACAUCGCUCGGCCAACCGAGAAAAGAGUCUUCACCUAUUUCAUGGUCGGAGCCUCCUCCAUCUGCAUCGUCCUCACAGUCUGUGAGAUUUUUUACCUUAUCUUCAAGAGGGUUGUGCGGACUGCACGGAAGUGGAGGAAGUCCACCAAGCGCUCUGUCAGCUACAACAAGGCUUCCACCUGCCGGUGCCACCUCAAGACGGAGGAGAAGGACAACAAGUCCCAGACUAGAGGAGAGGAGCUGUGAGCUUGCCUGCCCCGGCUGGCUCACCCUCCCCUUGGCCCAGCAGCCCAGCCAAGAGUCAGACCCAUCUGAAAAAGGCACUGGGGCUGGCAGGAGGGAGCCUGGGGGCUCCUGUGUCCCAACAGCUUCUCUUGGAUCCUCCUUUGCUCACACAAGCGCCGUGCCCACAUCCUGCCCAAAUGGCUCUGCUUCCCUCGGUACCCUUUGUGUCCUCCCCCACCUCAGAUGGAGGCGUCACCUAUGGAUCCAGAGGACACAGUGUGGUUUGGAGACACUGGGAUCUGCUCUUCGCAUUCAAUCAAAGGGAUUGCUGAGGGCAGAAGAAAUGGAUCCACAGAAGUUCCCCAGGUGCUCCUCAACCCCACUGGAGCCGCAGCCUCAGACCGGUGUGCCCAGCAUCUGCCCACUCCACCGCCUCCCGGCUUGUCACGCGUCGUUAGACUUUAAUUCACCGGAACCGCAUGCUGGCCCCCAAGGAAAUCAAGGAGGGAUCAGCAUCAAUUAUUUACUAAACCUUGAUAAAUAUUACAGUAAAUAGAAAUUAUUUCCAUUUAAUCUCCCCUUAAGCAGCGCUCUGCGGAGGGGCUGCUGCUCCCUCCAGCCACGUUCCCGCUCUGCUUGGCCCACCCAGGCUCUCCCAAACCCGUGAGCGUGUCAGGGUGUGCACUGACACCACCAGGGCUUGUGCUGCUGUGAGAGACCACGACGGCUAUGCCCACGCUGCCAGGAUGGUGCUGCAUCUCUGCGCCAGGACGUAGAAGAAGGGCUUCCACCAUGGGCUGCUCCAUAGCUACCCCAGUACCGUGUCAGCUGGAGUGCCAGCGCUGGGCACAGGGCAGCCUGCUCCAGGAAAAGAUGCUCCAGGAGGCUGAAGACCACAAGGUGUCCAACUGGGAAGUGGCUCUGGCACCAGCAUGGAGCUGGUUUGGGACACUGGAGACCUGGGGUUGGUGUGGGUGAAGCCUGGUGGGGGUAAAGCGAUCCACAUAUGCACAGGUGAGGGCGGCUCCAGCUCCUUUCUGGCUUUGGAGCAGCUCCCUCGAGGUGAUCGUUUCCACCCGUGGGGAGCUGGUGGGGUGCAGAGCAUCCCUGCGGGGGCUGUGGCGCAGCCACGAUGCAGGGGCAGGGGGAAGCAUCAUUCCCAGUGGGCCAACUGGGAGACAGGCACUGGGCUCGGCAGCACCCUGGUGCCGCGGUGCUGGGCAGCGAGUGCGUGUUAACUGAAGCACAGCAGUUAUUUGAUAUUAAAUAUAACGAUGCUUUUCCGGCUCUGCCCUCCGCUCGGCCCUGGCACUGUCUGUGAGGAGGAAAUGCCAAGUCUUGGUGUGGGAAAGGCAGCAGCUCCCAGUUGUGUGUGCGAACUGGCCCAGUUUCUGGUUUCCGUAGCCCGAGUCCAUCUCCCCA
This is a messenger RNA of Cuculus canorus (common cuckoo), 2896 nucleotides long. It is a transcript of the gene GJB3, whose product is annotated as gap junction protein beta 3. The record is from RefSeq and is a predicted model, not a curated record. Bases 722 to 1495 code for a protein of 257 amino acids. Lineage: Eukaryota; Metazoa; Chordata; Aves; Cuculiformes; Cuculidae. Gene Ontology annotation, cellular component: connexin complex. Gene Ontology annotation, biological process: cell communication. The transcript has 5 exons.